AGUAGACAUGUGACACUGGUGGUUCAGUGGAGAUGGAAACAGCAGUGGGGCUGCUUGGAAUAGGCAAAUACAGGAGAUGAAUAGAAAGUGAUAAGGCUGCCGUACUUAUGACUCAAUAGGAGUCCCUCUGCAGAGAGGGGAAGUUGUUAAAAGCACACACACUGAGGUCACAAUUGCUUACACACACACACACACACACACACACACACACACACACACACACACACACACACACACACACACACACAGACACAGAGGAACUCAUUCACAUGCACAAACAAAGACUCUCCCCUACCCAAGGACCACCAGCCCACGUUACAGACUGGAUAGAUUCCCUGGGCGCUGACUGUUCCCACUAUGGACAACAAUUCUGAUGUGAAGGCCAUCAUGGCUCGCUUCAACACGGGGGGAAAUGCUACAGAGGGUAUCUCCUCAGAACGUCCAAAAGCUACAGUGCACUCCACCCUGUCUUCAGGACCCCCCAUCCAGCCUAAGAAACCUGCCCUGGAGACCAGCCUCUCAGGCAGCGCAGCCUCCACCGCGCCCAAACUCAACUUCCUCAAGAGCACCCUCUCCACCAAGAGCGCUCCAGAAGUCAGGGACUUUCCCAAAAUCAAAGUGAUCCCUAGUAAGUUUGGAAACGCCCAAGAGGACAGCAAACCCUCCUUUGUCAAACAGUACCCCUUUAAACUCAAACCACCUGGCCCAGAGAUAUCCCAGGAUGCUGAGGUCAAAAGCCCUUUGCCCAAACUCCCUCUCCAGAAGCCAUCUCUGAGCUUGACCUCGUCUGACACCAAGUCUGCCUUUCCCAAACCUCCCCUGGGUGUGGCCAAACCCUCCUGGGUCAAAGACAGCAGCCCCAAACCUGACGAUAGUGCGGGUACCUCGAACUCCAUCCCACCCAAAAUACCCCCUUCCAAAAAAAACAUAAUCUCCAUUGCAAAGAUGAGUCUACAGACAGAGGAUAGUGUGGAUGGAGCAGUGGAUUCUACAACCAAACCACUGGGAGCAGCUUCUAUCCUCAAACCCUCCAACUUCAGGACUGCACAGAACAUGUUCAAUAGAGGAGAUACCCUAUCUGAGAAUGGGGUAAAGGAAAUAACCAAACUUCCCCUCACUUCCAGCGACUCUUGUCUUCCUAUACCUACAGCCAGUAAGAAACCCAGCUUCAUUAAGAAGCCCCUGGGUCCCACCUCCCCAGUCGUGGGGGUGAGCAACAGUAGCCCGUCCCCCCCAAAAUUGAACCCCAUGCCCAAUUUCCUGGCAAUAGGGACUGCGCCAGCCAAACCCAACCGGCCUCCUAGGGUGACCUUGGAUAAGUUCAAGAAGGGCACAGCGGCUAGUACCGAUGGUCCUGCUGGGUUAAAGAAGGGAUCUGUUCCCCCAAACCCUGCCUCUCACCCCAGUAACCAUAUGGCCCCACCCCUGCGCUCUCACCCCAUGGCCCCUAGCCUGCCCCCGCGACCACCAGAAGCCAUAAUCCAACCUGACCCAGAUGAGAACUAUGAUGAUGUGGGGUUAAUGAACAAUCCUCCACCCCCUCCCUAUGGAGGACAUCCUAGUCAACAGACUAAGGACAGUGAGAGUGAUGAAAUGUAUGAAGAUCUUGACAAAAGAUGGGGGGCAGUGGAAUCAAAGGAGCAGGAGAAGAAGAGAGAGAGAGAGGAGAAAGAACGACAGGUGGAAAGGAAAGAACAGAAAGAACGUGAGAGGAAAGAACAAGAGGCCAAAAAGAAAUUCAAACUGACUGGUCCACUGAAGGUCAUCCACAGGGUCCAGGCCAGAGUGGACAGUAAAGGGAGUAAGACGGACCUGGGGCUGAAGCAGGGAGAGUCUAUUGACAUCAUGCGUGUUUUGGACAACCCAGAAGGACGCUGGCUAGGGAGGUCACAGGACGGCUCCUAUGGCUAUGUGAAGACUGAGUCUGUUGAGAUUGACUUUGACACCCUGAAGCGUCAGGGUGUGUCUAUAUCCAGUCAUAUGGAGCACGAACCGGAGGUAUACGAUGAUGUGGCCUUUCAGAAUGACCCCAGCAGUGGGAUUAAGAGUGCAGGAAUGGUUCUUCCUUCCCCUCCUGAUGAGGAUAGUGACAUAUAUGAUGAUCUUGACGAUUCAAGCUUCGACGUCAGAGUAUCCCCACCUUCCCAGUUUGACCAGACAGGAAAUACUGUCAGUGAUUCAGAUAUUUAUGAUGAUGUUGACACCACUAACUUCCACCUGCCUCCACCUAUUAGCAGUCUCCCACUAAGUAAAACCAAGGGUAAGGCUGAGGACAAAGAUCCUAAAAAGCUAAAGAAAUUUGAAAAGGAAGAGAAGGAAUUCAGAAAGAAGUUCAAGUAUAAUGGGGAAAUCCAGGUACUCUAUCAGGUGACCAUCGUUUCCACCUUGGCCAAUAAGAAGUGGAGCAGUAAAGAUCUGUUGUUGAGACCUGGGGAGACUCUGGAUGUCAUCGUGAAGCCUGUAGACAACAAACUCAUCUGCAGAAACGAGGAGGGCAAGUUCGGCUACGUCUUGACCAGCCAAAUUGUAGUAGAAGAUGCUGAUAUCUAUGAUGACAUUAGUGAUGGUUGCAUCUAUGACAACGACUGAACACUGUCUACAAAGUGAUGCAAUAUUUGUAUUUUGGGAGUUUCUUGUUUAGAUCAACAACCUUUAUCUAAUUUACUGUGAUUAUUUUGAGGUGAAGUGGUUUUCAUUCAAGAACAACACAGUCCACAGACACUUCCUCCCUUUAUGAAUAACUGUGACUUUGCAUUGAAUAGGCCUAAAUGACAUACAAUGUUACGUUUUUAUAUUGAAAGUGUAUUUCAAUGCUUAUAUUCUAUAUUCAACAAGAGAUAUUACAAUUCUGAUUGAAAACAAAGGUGCAAUGAUGAUACAUUUUCAUCAAAAAAAAUAUUAACAAUUUGAUGCCAAAUAUAGCAUAUCUGAUCAGUUGUCAUAUGGUUGGCUGGUUCUCACCUGACAGGUGAGUUAUGUCAUAUUGUAGACCUACUGAAAGUAAGAGUCCAUUAGUGAUGUGCAGUUCGCAAACGAUUUGUUAUUUUUUAACUACUCUUUUUACUGACUCGAGAAUCAUAAUUAGUUUGACUGAGAGACCUGUUCAUUUUAGUUCUUUGCUAGACCUGCUUGUGCUGGCAGCAAUGUAUCCUACCACUGUAUCCUACCACAGAGAUAAUAAUAGAGGCCCACAGUGGAGGCGUCAUGAUACCCAGCUGUCAAACAGAGAAAUGGUUCCUAUCGCUUCUCCACCAGUAAUUCUUCCCAUAGGGAAUUGUAGAAACACUUAAAAUAAGGGUGUGACAUUUUGAUCACCAUGUAAAUCUCUAACAAGGUGACUUUCAUCAAUUUUUUUGGCUCCAUUUACUCAGAUUCCAAAAUGAUCAUUAACAUCAAAGUAGGCAUCAUGCAAGACUACAAAACCCUCUUGCACGUCAUCUUUAACUGACACCUUUGCUAACAGGUAUUGAUUCAAUUUAAAACCUGCACACGACAGUUCACAGAAUUGUCAAUUCAAAGAAAUGUAGCCUAUUUAUUUAUUACCACAUGUAGCUAACAUUAGAUAGUUAAUCCAGAGAUUCUUACCUUUGUCUCGAGUCGGCAGUCUCGUCCAGAUCAUAAUGGCAUUUGUAGUUCUUUAUGAUAGCUACAUGAACAUCUAAUUAGCAUUUCAUUUUGGGGUUGAAAUACAGGUGAAAAUAUUGAGAGAUUUACAUGGUUAUCAAAACAUCACGCCACGGUAAGCCUACACAAAACACAGCCCAUAUUUUAAGUGUUUAUAAAAUCCCAUAUGGGAAACACGAAUGGAGGAAAUGGUUCCAAUUUUUUUUCCUCCAUUCGUUUUUCCCAAAUGGGAUUUUAUAAACACUUAAAAUAUGGGCUGUGUUUUGUGUAGGCUUACCCUGGCGUGAUGUUUUGAUAACCAUGUCAAUCUCUCAAUAUUUUCACCUGUAUUUCCCCCCUGUCAUUGCACCUUCUUCUUCUAUGAUAUCAUGGCAGUCCGGAAACAAUCGUUUAAGUGCAUGCCGCCACCUACUGUGCUGGAAUGCACGAUCAAUCAUGAUCUGCCCAAAUCUGUACUAUCAUGAAAAUACAAUUCAAAACCAAAUUAAAUCCCUACUAACUUCUAGCAACCCCCUCCCCCCUCAACCCCACUAUUCUUGAUCUGUAUCAUGCUAUCAUGCUGAAACACUCCACCCUUAGGAUUGUUCAGUAUGUCAACAACCAUUUUUAACAUAUGCUGUCUCCACAACAACCUUCAACCUGGCAUUUCUGCUUUCUGCUUUCAUAUUGAUAACCUUAUCAAUAACAGCUAUGAAGUCAACUUCAUUCAUUAUCAAAGUGUCCUUUGACACUGCACAUUCAUGAGCACAAGAUUUCUGAACAGGCCUCCAAACCAUGCCAGGACCAGCAGAAGCACCAUCCAUGUAAGCUCCAUCAGUCCGCACUGUAGUUCCACCAACCUGUUUUAAGGCCUCCUCAUAUGAUACAUCAUGACUGAUCUUAUAUCUCUGAGCCUCUCUCUGUAGCUAACAUCCACCAAAUGCUGCACUGUGUUCUCCCCCACAAUUACAGCACUUAACCAUCACAUUGCUUCCACAUUCACCAUAAUCAUGUGCCCCUCCACACUUGGCACAUAUUUUCUUUCCUUUACACUGAGCAGCUACAUGUCCCUUUCUUUGGCAUUUAAAACACUGCAGUGCAUACGGGACAAAUUCUCUGACAUUGAUACUGAGGAAUCCUAUCUGUACUUUUCCCAGCAAUACUUUCUCAAACCUCAGCAUCACUGAUAAGCUUUCACUUCUUUGACCCUCUUUCCUACUGAUCAACCUUUUGGCCUCAAUAAGUCUGCCUCCAUUCACAUUUUAAUAUCAUCUGUGGACAUAGAUAUUGAGACCCCAGGGACAUGGCUUUUAAUCUUCUUCCCAUUAAGCUUUUCCAUUUUCUAAAUCAUCUCUUGGUGAGCCUGGAUAUUACACAAUACUAACAAUCUGCCAUUUCCAAUUAACCAAGCUAAUUUCAUUUCACCUACCUCUUUCUCUAAAGCAUUAGUUAGUCGGAUAGGGUGUAAGUGGGGCCCUGUGGUCUCAUCAAACACUAUCACCACUUUCCACUCCAACACAUCACUACUCUUGAUUCAAACCUUGGCCCUCUUUAUGCUUUCUUUACUAGACGCUCCACUGCUUUCUGUAUCAUGAUCUCUCUUCUUCCUGUCUUUCCACUACCGACCAUUCUGGUCCUUGACCUUCAUCCUCCCAUUCCAUACAAUCAGAACUGAUACCCAUAUUGUUCGUAUUCCAACACGGCUGUUGCUUCACCAACUUUUUCACCAUUUAGCCUACACUACUCGCCACCAUUUCCUAUUCCCCGAACUAUGGAUCAACUCUACACGCUUCACCAAUCAAGGAACCUCAUGCGGACAACCUGCAGGCAGCAACCUGGUCAGAGCAAUUUCCUUGUUUGAAUGCUAGGUUUUAUGGGUAUUAUGACUCAUACUGUGGAACUCUAUAAGAAUGAGGCCUACAGCAGGAUAAAUACAUGCUCCUCCAGCUCAGUGCCUCCAGAGGUGUACCCCAACCACCAACUAAAAUAAUUGUCUUGUAUAUGUGCAAUCAUGAGUAUAGAGAAGAAAAAUACAUGUUUAGAACUGAGAAUUGUUUGCAUGGUGCAAGAAUGAAUGCAAUUAAUUGAUUAUUUAAUGUUAUGGUCACAGCUUUGUAGAAACAAAACAUACACAGCCUCUGCUCAACAACUAGAACAUUCAUAAUUUGGGGGUCUGCAGUUCGCAAACGACAGUGCUUAUAGUUUGGUUUACACCAGCUCCCGAAGUUCUAGUAGUCCCAUGUGUCGCGUCAGUAACAAUGCAUUCCGCCAAGUCAUUCACAAUCUAGUCGGUUUGAGGCCACAACUAGACCUCGUUUCAAAUAUAGGUCUAUCAAGAAAUAAUCGUAUUUGUAUGCCUAGCAAUUAACUAAUGUACAUUAUUUAGAGCACACGUUUACAAGUCACAGUCAAAAAUGACAGCUCCAAUAAGCCCCUUAUGGUGAACGAGAGGCUUGUAGAAUCACGAGUUUCUGUUCGCCAGUAGAGGGUCCAGCGUGCUCUGUAUGUUCCGUAGCUCUGGGCAUUACUGCCUCAAAUGAACGAAAUGAGUCGAAAUAUUAGUUUCUUUGACUGAAUGAAUCGUAAAGAUCCGAGUCGGUAAAAUGAGCCGAACUUCCCAUCACUAGUCCAUGACCACAUUACAUUGUAUGACAUAGCCCUAACCUGUCUGGUUGAAAGCGCGAGAGAACAAAAGUCUUGAUUGUAUAUAAAGCCCAUGCUAUAGAAAUAACGUUGAAUCACAUGAUAACAAAUAAAUAAAAGUAAGAAUUA
Messenger RNA from Oncorhynchus kisutch (coho salmon), 6375 nucleotides. Its product is annotated as FYN-binding protein 1. Gene Ontology annotation, biological process: integrin-mediated signaling pathway; protein localization to plasma membrane; T cell receptor signaling pathway. Bases 358 to 2589 code for a protein of 743 amino acids. Gene Ontology annotation, cellular component: plasma membrane. The record is from RefSeq and is a predicted model, not a curated record. The transcript is spliced from 17 exons. Lineage: Eukaryota; Metazoa; Chordata; Actinopteri; Salmoniformes; Salmonidae. Gene Ontology annotation, molecular function: protein binding.